GUUGUUGUAUCGUAGUUGACUAAAACGCUUCGUGAUAUGACCGCAGUGUGAAGAUUUAGUAUAUUGGAGGAAAUCACAGCUGCAUUGUGGAUAUAUUUUGACAUACUUGGUAGCAGUAGUGGUCUUUGUCGAGGUAACGAUGGGAUGCAGCAGGUUUGCGCUGCUCUGCGGCCUUGCUUUUGUUUUUCUUGUCCUCCACCCCGUCUAUGGAGACGUGAGCUACUCUGUCCCGGAGGAGAUGAAACGUGGAUCUGUAAUUGGAAAUAUCGCUAAGGAUCUGGGACUUGAUUUGGGCAGACUGUCUGCUCGCAAGGCCCGUAUCGAUACUGAGGAUAACAGCGUCCAGUACUGCGGUGUCAAUCUCAGCACCGGAGAAUUGAUCGUACAAGAAAGGAUCGACAGAGAAGGGCUUUGUGCGAAAAAGGCAUCAUGUGUUCUAAAACAGGAACUCGUGCUGGAAAAUCCUUUAGAGCUGCACCGUAUUAGUAUCCGAGUUCAAGAUAUUAAUGAUAAUUCACCGCAGUUUAAAGACGAGUCACUUAAAAUUGAAAUUCGUGAAUCAGCGGACAAGGGUGAACGAUUUCUUCUUGGAGAAGCACAUGAUGGAGAUAUCGGAGAAAAUGCUGUUCAGAGCUACUCACUUCAGCAGAAUGAUCAUUUCAAAUUAAAUGUAAAUACGAAAUCUGGCGGAAGGAAAUAUUGUGAACUAGUUUUAGACAAAGAAUUAGACAGAGAGGACAAAAAAGAGAUUAUGUUGUUGCUUACCGCAUUCGAUGGAGGCUCUCCUCAGAGAUCAGGUACUGUAGUCAUACACGUCACUGUACUGGAUGCUAAUGAUAAUGUACCAGUGUUUAGUCAGGUCCUUUAUAAAGCCAGUCUGCCUGAAAACUCUCCGCUGGAUACAUUGGUGAUCACAGUGAGUGCUACUGAUGCAGACGAAGGUUUAAAUAGCGAAAUUACCUAUGGAUUUGAUCAUGUUUCAGAUGAAUAUAGCAACGUGUUUUCCUUACACCCUAAAACGGGAGAAGUGAGAGUAGCUGCAACUAUUGAUUAUGAAAAAGUUUCGUCAUAUGAAAUGCAGAUAAGUGCAAAAGAUGGUCUGGGAUUAGUGUCAUACUCAACCUUAAAUAUUGAGAUUACUGACAUAAAUGACAACGCACCAGUUGUAAAUCUGAAAUCCCUGACUAACCCCAUACCUGAGAACGUGUCACCUGGUACAGAGGUGGGCAUCAUUAACGUGCAGGAUAGAGACUCUGAGAAUAACAGACAGGUCCGCUGCUCCAUUCAGCAAAACGUCCCUUUUAAAUUGGUUCCUUCUAUUAAAAACUAUUAUUCUCUGGUGACCACAGGACAACUGGACCGUGAACUAGUGUCUGAUUACAACAUUACAAUCAGUGCCACUGACGAGGGCUCUCCACCUCUGUCCUCCUCUAAAAGUGUUCAGUUAUCUGUAGCAGACAUCAACGACAACCCACCUGUGUUUGAGGAACAGUCCUACAGCGCAUAUGUGAGUGAAAAUAACAAACCUGGCUCCACUUUAUGUUCCGUUACUGCUCGAGACCCCGACUGGAGACAAAACGGUACAGUGAUUUAUUCUCUGUUAGCUGGUGAGGUGAACGGUGCCCCGGUGUCCUCCUAUCUAUCUGUUAACGGAGACACGGGGGUGAUCCACGCUGUGAGGUCGUUUGAUUAUGAACAGUUCAGGAGUUUUAAAGUCCACGUGAUGGCCAGAGACAACGGUUCUCCUCCGCUCAGCAGCAACGUGACCGUCAGUGUCUUCAUAUCGGAUGUGAAUGACAACUCUCCUCAGAUACUGUACCCCGCCCCGGAGGGCAACUCCUUCAUGACCGAGCUGGUCCCCAAAGCUGCACACGGAGGCUCUCUGGUGUCCAAAGUGAUAGCGGUGGACGCGGACUCCGGACAGAACGCCUGGCUGUCCUAUCAUAUAGUGAAAUCCACUGAUCCGGGACUUUUCACUAUUGGUCUCCACAGUGGAGAGAUCAGGACACAGCGGGACAUUUCUGAGUCUGACAGCAUGAAACAGAACCUUAUUGUGGCAGUGAAAGAUAACGGACAGCCCUCUCUCUCUGCCACCUGUUCCAUGUAUUUACUGAUUUCUGAUAACUUGGCUGAGGUGCCAGAACUGAAAGACAUUUCUUAUGAUGAGAAGAACUCCAAACUGACCUCUUAUCUGAUCAUCGCGCUGGUGUCUGUGUCCACCUUUUUUCUGACCUUCAUCAUCAUCAUCCUGGGUGUGAGGUUUUGUCGCAGGAGAAAACCCAGACUGUUGUUUGAUGGAGCAGUUGCCAUUCCCAGCGCUUAUCUCCCUCCUAAUUACGCAGAUGUUGACGGAACAGGAACUUUACGCAGCGCUUACAACUAUGACGCCUACCUGACAACAGGUUCUAGAACCAGUGACUUUAAGUUCGUCAGUUCUUACAAUGACAACACACUGCCUGCUGACCAGACUCUGAGGAAAAGUCCAUCAGACUUUGCUGAGGCGUUUGGGGAAUGUGAUUCUUCUCCUGAGGUAGGAACUGCUGUUGCAUAUAUCGUUUGACCUAUUUGCACCUUAAUGUUAUCUGUUUGUUUCAUUUGUUUCUAAAUGCACACAUUGAGCGUGAUAAUGCAUCAAGAGUUCACAGAAGAGUUAUUUUUUCGCAAUAUGCAGAUAUUUUAAAUUCUGUGGUGAAUUGAGUAGAGGCUGUUGAUCUUGUUUCAGUAUUUUUUUUUUCCACAAAGCUGGUCUGGCUCUGUUUUUAGAGUUGAGCUGCACUUUGUUCUUUGUGUCUCUGUCCUUGGUGCUGAACCUCGCCGUUUCUCUUGUGAUGUAUUUUCAGUAGCAACUUACCCCUGUCUUAUAUUUUCUCAUAUUUCAAACGUUUUAGAUUACAGUUUUACUUACAAAUUUAUAUUCCUGAGAUAUCUGUGUCCCAUUUUGUAAUUAACAUUCAAGCUCUGCUACGGUUGGACUUAGCGCAAUGGUUCAAUAAAACAAGGAAAAUAUUACAUCAGUGGAAUGAGUUGACAUAUUUUGCUGUCAGUAAGUAAAAUUUCAUGUGUUUAAGUACAUCGCAUUAACAUAUUUUUAGUCUAGGAGUUGUUGUUUUCCCCUUUAGUUUUAAAUUCCACAGUAAAGUCCAUAUAUUUUUACACGAGUGCAACAUACAAGGCAUGCUGUCGCUCUACUCUUUUUGAGUUAUGUUAUGCAUCAUGUAUCCUUUAAUUAGAUUAUGUUAUUUAAUUCAAGUGGUCUUUGGAGAAACUGGAGGCAGAUUUUUGCAUGUUUCACGAAAAAAGUAAUGGAAUCAAUUUUACUUCAUAGAGAGAGAUGCGUUUAUGUGCGAACUGGAUAUUUCGCGUGCAGCACUAAAUCACAUGUUCAGUUGUCCAAAUUUUGGGAGUGUUGUCCGGUUACUAUCAUGAAGUGCUUGAAGUGGAUUACUUUAGGGAAAGACAUAUUGUGUGUAAAGCCUUAUAAUACAGAUAUCAGGAAUCUUACUUAACAUAAAGAAAAGUUGAGUUGAGCUGCAGUUUGUCCUUUUUGUCUCUGUCCUUGGUGCUGAACUUGGCUAUUGCUCUUGCGAUUCAACUUACACAUGUCUUGAAUUUCCUCACAUUUCAAACACUUUAGAUAACUG
Messenger RNA from Sebastes umbrosus (honeycomb rockfish), 3641 nucleotides. Its product is annotated as protocadherin beta-15-like. Gene Ontology annotation, biological process: homophilic cell-cell adhesion. NCBI's taxonomy places the organism in Eukaryota, Metazoa, Chordata, Actinopteri, Perciformes, Sebastidae. The record is from RefSeq and is a predicted model, not a curated record. Gene Ontology annotation, cellular component: plasma membrane. Gene Ontology annotation, molecular function: calcium ion binding. The transcript has a single exon. The coding region runs from base 140 to 2560 and encodes 806 amino acids.